ACUCAUCUGAUUUGAACUGUCAUUUAAUUUAUUUUGUUGCGUUGAUUUUCACAAUUCGUACAUUUCUCAUUACAGUUUUUUGCUUUUGUCUCGGGGACAUUAAUUUGUUUAAUGCCUAGCUUGAUAAAUAAUUUAAACAGAAGAAAUGUCGUAUAAUUUGUAAAUAUCUAGUGUAUUAAUUUGAAACGCAAGCGUGUGUUAAAAAGGCGUAGGUUGUGAACGGAAAAAUUAAAGGGGUGUCGGUAAAAAAACCCUUUGCAAAAGUGCGGAAAUCGGUAGUGACGUCGUGCAGAAAAAGUUACGAAAAGAUAAUAAGAAAUCAUAAAUAAGUAGCAGUCAAUAGCAUUUUACAUACAUUAUUGUAGUGUUUAAAUAGAAAAUAAAUUGUUAGAAAGUGAUUUUGCUAUUCCGUACUAUAUAAUUUAACAUCAUGGUUUGGGCAUAAUACAACAAAAUAUAAGUGGAAACUCUUUGUGGAAGCAGGGCGGCGACUGCAAAGUGCAACGAGUAUGAGUUCCCGUAUUAAAACGGAUGUGAAAAAACUGUUCGAGUUUUGGUGUGAAGUAGCGCUUGUACAUAAUGGAGAUAAACGUAGUACGCCUACGGGCGCUAGCCAAACAACGCCGUCUUGUGUCAUUGUCGAAAGCUUUCCGGAGGGAUAUCGCGAUGAGAAGACAAUGGCUGAUAUACCCGCCUUUGCAUUCCCCUGUAAAAUCGAAAGCGAUUCUGUGCAAUCGUAUUCAUUCGUGCUCACAACAGACGACUCGAAGUGGCGGUUUGGUUUCUGUCGCCACGAUCCGAAGACGGACACCGCGAUGGUGAUAAUCACAUCUUUGCCAUGGCAUGACACAUUUUUGCGAUUGCUGACACUGCUGGCCGAGUUGCGGCGUUGCGACGACACCACCACAACGGGCAUCAAUAAUGCCAAUGAUGACUUCAGCACUUUCCUCGCCGAGGCGUAUAAUCGCGGUGUGCCCGAUCCGGGCGGACACUUGAAAUUAUUCUACAAUGGCGGGCAAAAUUAUUUCGUGUUUGAGCGGCCGCUGCAAUUUCAAUUGCCUAGCAUACCCGAGAAUCACAAUUUAAAUCUGUAUUAUAACUUUGUGGAUCCAAAGAAUAUGAUUGCAGUAUUCGCAGCAAUGCUCGCCGAGCGUCGCAUAAUUUUCACAUCACGCCGUCUGGAUCGUUUGUCGUCGUGCAUACAAGCGGCUAAUGCGUUUCUCUAUCCUAUGGUGUGGCAGCAUAUCUUUAUACCAGUGUUGCCAAUGAAAUUAAAAGACUAUUUGAGUGCGCCAAUGCCAUAUCUGAUUGGAGUGCCGCAAAUAGUACUCGAAACGAUGACACCCGAUGAACUUGGCGAAGUUGUGAUACUUAACUGUGAUACGAAAGUGUUUCAAAGCCCCUUCGACGAUGUACGCGAAAUGCCAGCGGAUAUUGUGUCACAAAUGAAAAAACAGCUCAGCCACUCGCACGAGCAUAUUGGCGAUCGUGUUUCGAAAAUAUUCCUCGGCGUACUCGUGCAGCUGAUAAGCGGCUAUCGCGAUGCUGUGGAAUUUCGUGAAACGGGCAAAACCUUCAAUCGCGACAAGUUUAUCGAAUCGCGUCCGAAGCAUUUGCGUCCGUUUCUAGCGAAAAUGAUGGAACUGCAAAUAUUUCAGCAAUUCAUCGAUGAACGCCUACAAAUGCUCAACACUGGUUUGGGUUAUUCGGAUGAAUUCGAAUUGGAGACGGCGCGCUAUGCCGAGAAAAUGAAGAAGCGACGACAUUACGAAUUUCUGAACAAUGUCAAGGAAAAGACAAAUCCAGCCGUAAAGUCUGCUGUGAAAUCGGUCAAGGAGGGUUCACGCGGCGUCAAGAGCGCCUACAAAGACUUCAAAUCGAAAUUACGCGACAUUACACCACCGAACAGCUCGCAAACACACUUCCGUUCGCAUCUCACAUCGAAUUCGCAGCACGAUCGCAUCGACGGCAAUAGCAUUGGGGGCAGCAGCAGCGGCAGCGCUUUCGGUGUGGGCUUCGGCUACGGCAAAACCAAAUCGAUUGGUGGUCAUCACUCGGCGCCGAGUUCACCGAUCUUCAGCAAUAAACGCAACGCGGCCGCCAGUGUGACGGGUGGCAAUCAAUCUUCGACGGCUGCCAGUUUUCAAUACGCUUGCCCGGAGGAUUUGCAUGGCUCCAACCAGUUUGUGCGACGCGCCCCGCCUCUGGCUAUGUCCAGCUCGAGUGCGCACAUACAGUCGAACGGUUUUGCGAGCAUUACGCAUGGCACUGCUCAUCUUGCUGCUCAUUUGGCUCCGUCUCCAACUGUUAGCCCGGCAAGCUCGCUCUGUUCGUCGGAGAUGAAUUUGUCGCAAGAACUGCAAAAUCAUCCGUUAUUUAAGCCACCACUCGUCGAUCGUAGCCUUAAGCCCAGCAUGAGUCUAGACUCAACCACUCACCAAACUCAUCCACAGCAUCACUACAAUCACCAACAUAGCCAUCAUUAUCAGCAAAGUCAGAUAACGAGCAACCACCACCAUCAACAUGACCAACAGCGACCACAAAGUCAACAACAACAAAAUCAACUACAACAGCAGUAUCAAUACCAUCAAAGGCUCACAGCCACACGCACAGGUGGUCCACCACCAGCGCGUCCACCGCCACCAGCCGCACAUCUGCUGCAAACAUUAAGCGCUGGCCCAACUCUGAGCUCCACACCCAACGCCACGGUCUCAUACUAUAAUCAUCCGCAAGUGCGACGUCAACUAACGGCACUCACAUUACAUCCAUAUGUCGAAACGAAACCACCGCCGGUGCCACAACCGCCCGCAAAAGAGGAAGAGCAACUGGCCGCGGCAAUGCCACAGACGGCAACGCGCACAUCGACGCCCAACAAAAUCGUGACAACCGAUUCCAUUUACGACAAUCCACCAGACAUGCAAUCGCCGCCAAUACCACCUCGUCGUCAGUGCACUGGUGAUAAUACUAGCUGCGACGCGGAGAGCGCAUUCAUUGAGACACGCGCGACACCAGCGCCCCCGAGUGGUGGUACAGUUGUGGGUGGUGGCGGUAGUAAUGCGAUCGCCAUGGCCGCUGCCGCUGUGCACGCAGGCUUACAGCGCUUGGAGCACAAUUGCUGGCAAGAUUAUGCCGAACGCAAUCUAUUGCAACACGACGCGCUGCGACAUUCGUCGUCAUCGAAUGCAUCCAAUGCUUCGGUGUCAUCGUCAUCGUUCGACUCAAGUGGCGGCUCAUUUGUGUCGGCUGCAUCGUCAUCGUUCUUUCAUUCGGCGCGUUCGGGUGAUGAUGACUCAACGCGUACAACAGUAACAGCUGCAGCUGCGCCAACAGCAUCGGCUGAGACGACACCAGUGCCGGCGCCACGCCAGAAAAAAGAGUCGCUGCGCUCACUUCAGCCACAACAUUUGCCAGUGCCCGAAUAUACACUUAAAUCGGCUGCGCCCUCGACAACGUCUUCGCAAGAAGACACCUUAAACGAUCUGAUAUCAUUGGACGACAGCAACAACACCAGCUUCGAUUUGGAAGAUUUCGAUCCGCUAAAUCAGAAUGCACGCCCUCUCCCACUGCGAAAUGGCAAUGUAACGGCGCACAAGGCAAAAACCAACGGUUUAAAGUCUACCACUUUGCCUGCGAACACCAACACCUACGGCAACACUUCCACCGCAAGCACCGUAAGCAAUCCGCUAUAUCCAUAUCACACGCCGCAGCAUUUAAGAGCGCCGCACAUGCGCGCACAGCCACAAACACGCGCGCUGCAGGCGCCCACAGUGAAGCCACCACCUUUGCCAACCAGCAAACCGCCACCAAUGCCAGCACCAGAUGAGGAUUUUGAGCUGUUGCGCAAGUACGGCUUGGAUCAAUUCACACUGACAACAACAGCAGCAAAUGUGAUUGGCAGCAGCAGCAGCAGUAAAGGUGGCGCCAACACGACGGCCAUUGCCGGCGGUGGCAUGCACAAUUGGACCACAUUCGAUUGAGCGGCGACGACGGCUCUCUUCGUGGUGUAUGUUAGCAGUUAAAGUAUGUUGCUACUAUAAUUAAUAAUUAUUGUAAAAUUAAAUGUAAAAAAAAACAACUAAAUAAUACAUUCGUGUACAUACCAGUUUAUUGCUUUAUAAGAUAUCGAUGAUGUAUCACAUUAGUGUAAUUACAUACAUAUAUACAUAUGCAUAUAUCUAUUUGAAUAGUGUUUGUAUGUAUGCAGUUUUGUCAAAAUGAAAAUGCCAAGCGCAUAAAUACUUAUAGAAUAUUUUGUAAUAUUAAUGAUGUGCACAUACAUAUAUAAAUUUACAUACGCAUUAAACAAUAUACAUAUAUAUAUUUUGUAAUAAUUGUAAAUGUGCGCUUGCAUAAGAAAUACGUGUAUGUAUGUAUUUAGCUACAAAAUCGCUGUGAUGAUUGGCAAAACAAAAAAAAAAAAACAAAUCAAUAAUAACGACAAAAACAAAAAUAUAACGAAAAUGAUUUACAUUUGUAUGAGCAAAUGGCGCAGAAUAAAUCAUCUUUAAGAUUAAUAUUUAUUUUUUCAGAAAAUAUCAGCUGAUUAUAAUUAAUAUGCUAAAUGAGGUUGUAAAAAAUGUCUUAACUAUGCAGCAGCAGGCAACUCAUACAAGUAUAGUGGGGUCACUGAAAAUGUAACGAUCUGUAUUGCUAUCUGAACCAGUGUUCAUUAUUUUUUCUUUAAGUUGUUGCAAUAACAAAUAAUAUAAACUUACUACUUUUGCAUGUGAUUUCUUUCGAUUUCAAAAAGUUAGAUCGUGUAACUUUUACAGCCUUUGAAAAAUACUUAAAAACGAUGGUUGAUAAUCAUAUACAUAUGUUAACUUUUCCAUGUGGAUCAAGAAAUUUUACGUCUUCAGUGCCAGUUUAUGAAAGGAGACUUUUUAUCAUGGCAUUUAAAAUUUCUUUCUCUAAUGGCAAGAAUUCAACAUCGUUCUUAGGUAUUUUUCACGGCUGUAUAUAUACAUAAAUAAAAAUCAUUGAAAUACAUAUAUUUUUCCAAAAAUAUGCUAAAUCUGUAGGGUAUAGCUAAAUAUAUUAGAAUUCACUUUUUUAUUUAAAGUGAUUUCAUUCAAAUAUAAAAUUUUAUACAGACAUUUGUAUUGAAAAUAACAAUUUUUUCGAAAUUAAUGUUAAUUAUUAGUUUCUUGAAACACAUAAAUCAUUAAUUACACCAUACCGGAAAAUCUACUUUUUUCUGUGUUUUGGACCAAACUAACUGUAUGACAGAUACUAUAGUGGGUCAAAGUUACAUGUUCGAAGAAAAUAAAAACUUUAAGUUACGAAAAAUAUUGGACCUCUUAUUGCUGUUGCCAUGUAAGCUUGACCAAAAAUUGUUUCACACUAUUAAAUUAUGAAGAUAAUCUUGAUGAUAACCAUAUUGGACUUUUUAGUAACUAUAUACUGUAAUUGAUAAUAAUUUCUUUUAAUAAUGCUUUUUUCGAACUUCGAAGUGUAAUAUUUCGAUUUUGGAGGCUAUGUUAGAAAAUCGGAGAAUACACGUUACUCUGCCUAGUAUUCUACAGUUUGAUAAAACUAGAUAUUUGGGUAGCCUACUUUUCAACGCAUAUUGAAAAACUUCUAAUAUGAAAGAUAAAAUAAUUUCAAACACCAAAUCACUAUUAUGCAUUAACAACAGUUAAUUAGAAAAAGAAAAAAAAUAUAUGUUUUCGAAAAAUCUUAAAAUGAUAUUUUUUGGCAACAUUAACGGCAUAUAACAAACGAAAUAAAGCGAAAUCCGAAAGAAAUCACAUACAAAAUGUUAGAUUGAGUUUAUAUUUGCUAAUUAAAAAUUAUUAAGAAAAGGAAAAUUUACCAAAUAUUCAAAUAAACUUACACAAAAUGAUGGAACAACCGCAUAAUUCACAGUUUCAAAUCCACAAAAAUUUCAUCAAAACUGUAAUCAAUCUAACUUGAACAUCAUCAAUUGUAUUAAAUUGUAAAAAUAUAUAUUAUAUAUGCAUUUACUGUACAACGAGCGUAGUGCAAGCUGUAAUUUUUUGUAAUUUUUCCAUUUCGUGGUUAAAUUUAAAAAUCAAAACCUUACACUAAACACGAAACUAUGAACGAAAUACUUGAAAAGACUAUAAGCAAAAGACACAUUGAAAAACGAUUUCAAGAAAACAAAAACAAAAACAAAAUUAGAAAGUAAUAAUAUUAACAAAA
Zeugodacus cucurbitae (melon fly) is the source of this 6165-nucleotide messenger RNA. RefSeq names its product DENN domain-containing protein 1A. Lineage: Eukaryota; Metazoa; Arthropoda; Insecta; Diptera; Tephritidae. Gene Ontology annotation, cellular component: cytosol; intracellular membrane-bounded organelle. The transcript is spliced from 10 exons. Gene Ontology annotation, biological process: endocytosis; endocytic recycling. Bases 510 to 3977 code for a protein of 1155 amino acids. The record is from RefSeq and is a predicted model, not a curated record. Gene Ontology annotation, molecular function: guanyl-nucleotide exchange factor activity; phosphatidylinositol phosphate binding.